Fukomys damarensis (Damara mole-rat) is the source of this 945-nucleotide messenger RNA. RefSeq names its product olfactory receptor 5AK2. The coding region runs from base 1 to 945 and encodes 314 amino acids. The transcript has a single exon. Gene Ontology annotation, cellular component: membrane. The record is from RefSeq and is a predicted model, not a curated record. Gene Ontology annotation, biological process: sensory perception of smell; G protein-coupled receptor signaling pathway. NCBI's taxonomy places the organism in Eukaryota, Metazoa, Chordata, Mammalia, Rodentia, Bathyergidae. Gene Ontology annotation, molecular function: G protein-coupled receptor activity; olfactory receptor activity; odorant binding.
AUGAAAUAUGGAAAUGGGUCUGAAGUGACUGAAUUCUAUCUUCUGGGAUUUCGUGGGCAGCAAGAGUCCCAGGCUGUCCUCUUCGCUGUAUUUCUUACUAUCUAUGUGAUAACCAUGGAGGGUAAUACAGGGAUGAUCCUGCUCAUCAGCACAGAUCCCAGACUGCAAACACCCAUGUACUUCUUCUUACAACAUCUGGCUUUCGUUGACAUCUGCUACACAUCUGCCAUCACUCCGAAGAUGCUCCAGAACUUCAUGGUGGAAAACAAAUCCAUAUCAUUUGGGGGAUGCCUGCUGCAAUUACUGGUGUACGCAACAUUUGCGACCAGUGACUGCUACCUCCUGGCAGCAAUGGCCGUGGACCGUUACGUAGCCAUCUGUAAGCCUCUUCACUACCCCGUAAUCAUGUCCCAGACUGCGUGCAUACUGUUGGUAGCUGGCUCAUACCUCAUGGGAUCAAUAAACGCCUCUGUACACACAGGUUUUACAUUUUCCUUGUACUUCUGCAAGUCCACCAUCAACCACUUUUUCUGUGAUAUUCCCCCAGUUGUCAGCCUUUCAUGCUCCAACACUGACAUCAACUUCAUGCUAAUUUUGAUCUUUGUAGGGUUCAACUUGACUUUCACUGUGUUGGUCGUGAUCUUCUCCUACAUCUACAUCACGGCCGCCAUCUUAAAGAUGUCUUCCACUGCGGGGAGGAAGAAGACCUUCUCCACCUGUGCCUCCCACCUGACGGCCGUCACCAUUUUCUAUGGAACCCUCUCCUACAUGUACUUACAGCCUCCUUCUGAGCAUUCCCGGGAGAACAUGAAAGUGGCCUCCCUAUUCUAUGGCAUUAUCAUUCCCAUGUUGAACCCUCUGAUCUAUAGCUUGAGAAACAAGGAGGUCAAAGAAGCUAUAAAAAUGAUAGUAAAAAAGUUAUUUAGAUUGGAUCCAAAUUGUUAA